CAGAGCGGCUGGAGGUUUAACGGUCCGUAAGUCAGCGGCGGACAGAAUAACCUGCUGUUUUAAACAUCCUGUCAGUAACUAAGACGGUUCUGGAUCUAUAAACCGGAGUCUUUUAAUUAACGGUGGAAUAUUUACCUGGUAAAGUUUCACAAAUGUUACAAUGGCGUCGAAGACUGAACAACUUCUCAUCGUUGUUUCCAUCCUGGAGGGUCGUCACUUCCCGAAGGCUCCCCGUCUGAGUCUGGUGGUGCAGGCGAGCUUCGACGGCGAGCAGCUGGCCACAGACCCGGUGGAGCACCGCGAGCAGCCCAUGUUCAGCACCGAGCUCGCCUGGGAGCUGGACCGCCGCACGCUGCACCAGCACAGACUGCAGAGAACUCCCAUCAAGCUUCAGUGUUUCACCGUCGACUCUGUCAGUAAGAAGAAGGAGAGCGUCGGAUACAUCGUCCUGGACCUGAGAUCUGUGCAGGAGGUCAAACAGGAGCCCCGCUGGUUUCCUCUGCUGAGCAGUAAAUACACCAAACAGAGGCCGGCUCUGCUGCUCAGCAUGUCUCUGGAGAACGACACCAAACCCUCUGAGCCCUCUCCUGACAGGUUCAAAGCCAAGAAAGCCCCGCCCCGACAAGGUUCUCCUGCAGUGACCGACCUGCUGACAGACAAACUGGAGGCCACGCUGGUCCCAGACCAGGGCUUCCACCAGGUCGGCCCCAAAGAUCUCUGCUCCGACAUGUUCGUCCUGUCCGUCACCGUGGCCUUCGCCUCCAAACUGGAGCAGCUGAUCCCGAGCACCAUGAAGCUGUCGGAGGGCUCGGGCUUCUUCUUCUACUACUCUUUACUGGGGAACGACAUCACCAGCGAGCCGUUCCACAACCUGCUGAGCCCCGACUUCGAGCCGGAGCGCGCCUCCGUACGCAUCCGCAGCAGCAAGCAGAUCCUGCAGGCCUUCCUGUCCCAGCAGCCCAGCCUACAGAUCCACCUGUGCUGUGGGAAUCACUCUCUGGGUGGGACAGACGUGUCUCUGUCUGCUCUGGCUGCUCUGUGUGUGGACCUGGAGAACAAGGCGGCCACGGUGGAGGGAGCGUUUAUUCUGCAGCCUCCCAAACGCACCAAACAGAUGCUGCCGGCUCUGCCCGCCGACCUGCAGCCCACUGUGGGCGUGGCUGUCACCCUGAGGAGGGAGGACGUCUCCGCACAGUCUUUAGGGACUAAAGAAGGAGGCGGAGCUCCGUCAGCUCCUCCUGCUGCUGUUCAGAGACCUCGGAGCUCCUCUCCGGUCCAAAGACCUCCCGCCUCCUCUCCUCCCGGUCCUCCUCCUCUCCCUCCUGCCUCCUCUCACACAGAGAGUGAGGCAGAGAGUCUGCUGGAGGAGCUGCAGCGGGGCAGAGAGCAGGCGGGACAGCUGGCAGCUGCAGAUCUGCAGGUUCAGUCUGAAGCUGCAGCAGAAGGAGGAGGAGCCUCCUCCGUCAGCGUCUCUGCUCCAAAAGUGUCCAUCCCGUCCUCGGCCCAUCACUACUGCUUCUCUCUGGACCUCCACAGCCUGAGGAGCCUCAGCCUGACUCACCCCAUCGCUGCUAAGCUCAGAUAUUCGUACCCGUUCUUCGGCAGUGCUGCUCCCAUCAUGACCAACCCUCCUGUGGAGCUGCGGAGGGGCAGCGAGGUGUCUCUGCCUCAGUCCUACUGCGCCUUCGACUUCGCUGCUCUGCCUCAGCAGCUGCAGGACACCUUCCUCCGGGUUCCUCUGCUGGUGGAGGUCUGGCACAGAGACUCGUCCAGCAGGGACCAGCUGAUUGGACGAGCCUGCGUCCAGCUGUCUCAGCUUCUGAGCUCUGAGAGGACCCGGGUCCUGACGGCAGCCGGGGGGACCAGCUGGAGACAGACACACCGGGACCGGAUCCCUGUGAUCCAGACACAGAGGCCCGGGGAGAAGGUAGCAGAGCUGAGCUACGAGGCCUCGCUGGAGGACCUCGGACUGGUGACAGCCAAAGAGGUCAUCAUGUCUGACUCCACACAGACUGAGCCUGUGGUCCCCCCUCAGCCGUCCCCCCACCCUUCAGCACCUGGACCGGCAGCUCCUGGUCUGGCCCCCGUCCCCCCGCCGGGCCCCGCGGCUCCGACCGCUCCCAGGGAGACGCUGGAGUACCGCACGGCGCUGGAGCUGGAGCUGUGGAAGGAGCAGCAGGAGGAUCUGUUCGACGACCAGCUGAGGAAGAAGGAGCUGAGCCACAUGCAGGCUCUGGCUGAGGAGUGGAGGAGGAGAGACAGAGAGAGAGAAGCUGUGGUGCACAAGAAGGAGGUGGAGUAUAACCUGCUGGAGGAGCAACUGCAGAAAACUCUGUCUGAUCUGGAGAAACGAGAGAAACACCUGGCUGCAGCCGAGCUGGAGACUGCGAGGCUGCAGAAGGAACUGCGAGCUGAACACGAUCUGAGCCAGAGGGAGCUGCAGGAGAGCAGCAGGAGGCUGCAGCAGGACUGUGACCACCGGGUGGCGCUGCAGAGGGACAAAGUGAGACUGAUGGAGGAAGAGAGAGGCCGGCUGCUGCAGCAGAUUUCAGACGCUGAGGCUCGCUACAAGCAGCUGGAGAAAGAGUUCACGCUGUACAGAGAGCAGCAGAACGUCAGACCAGAGUUCAGGCUGCAGUCAGAGAUCAACCUGCUCACUCUGGAGAAGGUGGAGCUGGAGAGGAAACUGGAGUCGACCACAAAGUCCAAACUUCACUACAAGCAGCAGUGGGGCCGCGCCUUGAAGGAGCUCGCCAGGUUCAAACAGCGCGAGCAGGAGAACGCCAUGACGCGUCUGAAGAAGCAGCAGGCGGAGCUGGAGGCCAUGAGGCUGCGGUACCUGGCCACGGAGCAGAAGGAGGUGGUGCAACAGGACCGACAGGAGCUGGACGACAUCAGGAACCAACUCAACAGACUAAAGAAGCAGGAGGAGGACAGGUUAGGCCCCACCUCCUCCCUGUGUGGCCCCGCCCCCUCUCAGAGCGUCAACGAGAGCGCUGACGAACACCUGAGCCGCUUGCUGGAGGAGCGAGACACGCUGCUGAGGACCGGAGUGUACACACACGACGACCGCAUCAUCGCAGAGCUCAACAGACAGAUCCAGGACGCCAUGAAGGAUCAGCACACCUGACAAACACACCUGCAUUUACACUGAAGUGCCAAAUUUAUUUAUAUAUAUAUCCUGUUACUGAGCUGAUUUGUCCCACUUUUACAAGAUAUUAUUAAAAAAACAAUUGAAAAAUUCUUCAGUCACUUCAUAUAUUCAUGUAUGAAUGCAAAUGUUACACUAUUCUUGUAAAUAUGCACAUGUGAAUAUUGUAUUAAUAUAGAUUUGUAGCUGUCCUUUAAAGUCUCAUUACACUAGUUUUGCAUGUGUGAACCUUUAAAACCAUUCCUCAAUAAAUUAUGUUUUAGAUUUUAUACUUUUUCCAGGCAGAAAACUGUGUCAUGCUUCAUUCUGUGAGAUGCGUUCAAGUGUCCUUGACUUCUCAGAAUCCACACAAACUGUUUAAAAACAUUCACUGGAGCUGAAAAGCGUUUGGUCAGUGAUUAAUUAAUUAAACUAAAUAUCUUCAGGUUUGAUUAGUAGUUGAAGGACUUGAACAUGCAAAAUCAGUGUACUGUCCCUUUAAAUGUGUGUGUUUGAGCAUCAUUGAAGCUGAGUUUGUGUACAGUGUGUAUAGUGUUGAUGUUUGUUCAGCAGGUGGUGCUGCAGCCUCACAAACAAACUGACCUAACGCUGUGAGACAUUAAUUUAUUUCUUAUCAUCAGAGCACAGAUGGCUCUGCUUUCUCUGUUUGUCUGCAAUAAAUUAUUUUGGGAUAAAAAUCUGCUGCGUAAAUGUGUUUGUGUUUUUUUCUAGUGAAGAUUUUUAAUAUAUUUCUGUUUCAUUAAAGAGCCUCUAUGUUUACACUGUGCAACAAAUAAAGGUAAUUU
Messenger RNA from Centropristis striata (black sea bass), 3936 nucleotides. RefSeq names its product centrosomal protein 120 (gene cep120). The record is from RefSeq and is a predicted model, not a curated record. Gene Ontology annotation, biological process: centrosome cycle; interkinetic nuclear migration; positive regulation of centriole elongation. Gene Ontology annotation, cellular component: centriole; centrosome. Bases 161 to 3130 code for a protein of 989 amino acids. Lineage: Eukaryota; Metazoa; Chordata; Actinopteri; Perciformes; Serranidae. The transcript has 20 exons.